AUGUCUUCCAACGGUGAUGGAUCCAAAUAUGUUUCUCCAAAUAAAUCUCGUCAUCAAGUCACACGGUCGGUAUCUGAGGUAUCAUCUCCUCCCCUGAAACCUCACCGAUCUCACCACCACCACCAGCAUCAUCACCAUCCACAUAUACAUCGUCGAGACAAAGACGAGAAAUCGUCUCAAUCUACUUUGCAGAGGGUUCUCAGUCCAUCGGGAGAAUCCAAAAGUGAAGGAGUUUCACCUGAUGGGAGCCGGAAUGGAAGUCGAAGGCCUAGUAUCUUGGGUUCUACUGUAGAUGGCUUCGAUUUGUUUAAGAACAACGAGAGAAGGCCUCUAAGGGAGGGCGAACUCGAAGCUGAGAAACUGAAGGGCGCCAUGAUGGCCACGUUUGGAACUGCGAAAUACCUUAACGGAUGUGAACGUUGUGGCGGACAAUACUUCCCGACAUUUAGAUGCAACAUAUUAUUCCGUCUUGGAGAAAUUAGGGAUCUUCACAAGACAAUCGGAUCCCUCAAAGAGUUGGCAGCCAUGACUAGACAGUUGAAUGAGGAUUUUAGUACAGAGGGAGAAGAGCUUGUUCAAGAAAGUCGAGCACAACUAGAAGGAUUCGAAGAAUUCGAAGCACAGGAACAAAAGAUCAAAGCAUUGGAGAAACGUGUGAAGGAAGGACGAAAUACAGUCACCACAUUGAGUGGACGGGUAGACGUUAUUAGAAAGCGCGUCAAAGGCUGGGAACAAGCAGAGGAGGAAUGGCAAGACAAAACACGAAAACGACUCAAGAUGAUGUGGAUUUUGAUGUCGAUAUGCGCAACCAUUUUACUAUCCAUUGUCAUUUUGGCAUAUAUUCCCUCAAAAGGGCAAGGUCAUGGGGCUGUAAGAUUCAACAUCUCUAAUCCGACCGCGCUGAGAGAGUUGGAAAAGGCCCAAAAUGAGACCAGAAAUAUGCUGAAGCCUACUCUCGAUAUAUUGGAGAGUUCAACACCUGGAAGUGAAGUCAACAAGGAAGCAGAGAAGUUGGCAGAGGACCCAAGACUUAAAGUACUCGACGAGUUAUAA
This is a messenger RNA of Botrytis fragariae, 1053 nucleotides long. RefSeq lists its product as uncharacterized. The coding region runs from base 1 to 1053 and encodes 350 amino acids. The transcript is spliced from 2 exons. Lineage: Eukaryota; Fungi; Ascomycota; Leotiomycetes; Helotiales; Sclerotiniaceae. The record is from RefSeq and is a predicted model, not a curated record.